AAACCCUUAUUCUGCUGAUACGUUUCUUCUCAAAUCCCAGCCAUUACCAAAAUGAGCGUACCAAAGGCAGUGGCAGCGACGAUCCGGCUCACGGUACCCGCCGGAGGGGCUCGACCGGCUCCACCAGUCGGACCGGCGUUGGGUCAGUACCGGCUGAACCUGAUGGCGUUUUGCAAGGACUUCAACGCGCGGACCCAGAAGUACAAGCCUGACACGCCCAUGGCAGUUACGAUAACGGCGUUCAAGGACAACACCUUCGAGUUCACCGUUAAGUCGCCGUCAGUGUCGUGGUACCUCAAGAAAGCCGCGGGCGUGGACACCGGUAGCAGCCGCCCCGGUCACGUGACUGCGUCCUCGCUGUCGGUUCGGCACGUGUACGAGAUCGCGAAGGUGAAACAAUCUGAUCCUUUUCUCCAGAGCAUGCCUCUCGAGUCCAUUUCCAAGUCCAUCAUCGGAACCGCCAAUAGCAUGGGGAUUAAGAUCGUCAAGGACCUCGAUUGAAUUUCAAAAAUCAAAAAGCGUCUUUGUAUGAUUUUUUUUUGUUGUGUUAUUGGAAUUAGAGUUUCUCUUUUGUGUUAUUAUUAUCGAGGUUUUUUCAAGCCUAUGUUGAAUACAAGUUUAGCGGAAGAGAAUAGCUUGCUUGCACAUAAGUCUUGUUAUUUUGCUAACUGAAGUUUUAAUUUGAGAAAUCUUAUAUCAAUAAAAGUGACAGUUAAAAAUUGUUGAAUAGAUGUUGAUUUUU
Abrus precatorius (Indian licorice) is the source of this 742-nucleotide messenger RNA. Its product is annotated as 54S ribosomal protein L19, mitochondrial. Gene Ontology annotation, biological process: translation. Gene Ontology annotation, cellular component: large ribosomal subunit; ribosome. The transcript has a single exon. The coding region runs from base 52 to 501 and encodes 149 amino acids. The record is from RefSeq and is a predicted model, not a curated record. Gene Ontology annotation, molecular function: large ribosomal subunit rRNA binding; structural constituent of ribosome. Lineage: Eukaryota; Viridiplantae; Streptophyta; Magnoliopsida; Fabales; Fabaceae.